This is a messenger RNA of Alternaria ethzedia, 894 nucleotides long. RefSeq lists its product as uncharacterized. NCBI's taxonomy places the organism in Eukaryota, Fungi, Ascomycota, Dothideomycetes, Pleosporales, Pleosporaceae. Bases 1 to 894 code for a protein of 297 amino acids. The transcript has a single exon. The record is from RefSeq and is a predicted model, not a curated record.
AUGUCCAAGCAGAGACUCAUCGACCGCGACGAGCGAACUCGCAAAAAGCCAAUGCGCAUCCUCGUUCUGGGAAUGUGUCGUACGGGAACAACCACUAUCGCAGUCGCACUCCGUAAACUUGGCUAUACCUCGCAUCAGAUGCGCGAUGUGCUUGCCAAACCUUCUGAACUCGCGCUGUGGGAAGAAGCUGUCAACGUCACCCUGUUACCGCCCCAAGAACGGCCUUCAAAUCAACAGAAGAUGGAACCGUAUGGCAAGGAAGAGUUUGACAAACUAUUGGCCGACUACGAUGUCGUUAUGGAUCUACCCAGUUGUGUGUUCGCAACGGAACUGGUGAAGGCCUACCCACAAGCCAAGGUCAUCCUGACGAAGAGGCGGUACGAAGACUGGGAACAAAGCAUGCAAGACAGUAUAUGGUGUCUUGAUACAUGGCGGCUAUUCACUCUCUGCCGUCAACUCAACAUCACACAGUUGGCCCCAUUAAUGCGACUGGUACAUGCCAUAUUCCAGGUGCACAACGGUAACCAAUACGGUGGCCAGGCAGCGAAAUCGGCAUUCAACCAGCAUUACGACACUGUACGCUCGUUGGUACCUCAAAGUCAAUUACUGGAGCUCGACACUGACGGAGAACUGAAAUGGGAGCCCCUCUGCGAGUUCUUGGGCAAAGCGGUACCGAAGGAGGGUUUUCCGAAAACCAGCGAAGACAAGGCCAUGCGCAAAGGUCUUGAGAAUGCAUGGUGGGGCAUGGUUCAAUACUUUGUCAUGUUGAUCCUUCUUCCGGGGCUUGUCGUGGUUGGAUCCGCCAUGUUGUACACAUAUGCGGAUGAGGUGAGGGCGUAUCGAGAUGGUUGGUUAAUGGUCGCAAAGAAGUACAUGGAAACGGGAGAGUUGUAA